AUGCCCCUGCAAGGACGGCUUAUUAUUUCCACGUUCAAGCUUCGGUCUACACUCUCGUGCCUAGCAAGUAGAGGAACCGGGGUUGCUGGGGUUUUUUCUCCUCGCGGAGGUGCUGUUGCAGCUAGCAAUAGCAAGAUGUCGUCCUCAGCCGUGCUGCACACCAGCACCAGUGUGGAGUCUCUGGGGGCCCUGACCGUCCGAGUUCUGCCUGCGCUCCAGGACAACUACAUGUACCUGGUAGAGGACCCCGUCACGAGAGAGGCCGCCAUAGUAGACCCUGUUGAACCCGAGAAAGUAUUGUCAGCGGUGAAGGAGAGUGGGGUGAACCUCACGACUGUACUAACCACUCACCAUCACUGGGAUCAUGCCAGUGGAAACGAAAAGAUGGCGUCUCUGCUGCCUGGUCUGAAGGUGUGUGGAAAUGACUCUCGAAUCGGAGCUCUCACAGACACUGUCCAACACAACCAAGAGCUAAAGAUUGGUCAACUGACUGUGAGGUGUUUGGAGACUCCGUGCCAUACCUCGGGACACAUCUGCUACUACGUGACCUCUCCUGACCUUUCCAACAAGGUUGUGUUUACAGGAGACACUCUGUUUAUUGGAGGCUGUGGGAAGUUUUUUGAGGGAACUCCCCAGCAGAUGUACUCUGCCCUCUGUGAGGUCCUCUCCUCUCUUCCCCAUGAUACACUGGUGUUCUGUGGCCAUGAGUACACUGUGAGCAACCUGAGGUAUGCCACACACGUCGAGCCACACAACGCGGCCGUUUCAAACAAACUGGAGUGGGCUAAGGGUCAGCGACUGACAAACAUUCCAACAGUCCCUUCCAGCAUUGAGCAAGAACUGACAUUCAACCCUUUCAUGAGAGUCAAGGAGGCUGAUGUGAUGUCACACUGUGGGAAAUCUGACCCCUGUGGAUGUGAUGGGUUGCCUCAGAGAAGAGAAGAACACAUUCAAACCCAAACUGUGACCAACAAUCUUAUAUACACUUUGUCACCAUACAAUUCUGAUAUUACGAAUCAAGAAGAUUGGCAGUUUGUAUAA
Molecule: messenger RNA, 1041 nt
Organism: Geodia barretti
Lineage: Eukaryota; Metazoa; Porifera; Demospongiae; Tetractinellida; Geodiidae
Source: the annotation of a GenBank genome assembly